This is a messenger RNA of Lactuca saligna, 1425 nucleotides long. The record is from the annotation of a GenBank genome assembly. NCBI's taxonomy places the organism in Eukaryota, Viridiplantae, Streptophyta, Magnoliopsida, Asterales, Asteraceae.
AUGGUACGUGAUAUGGGUUUUGGAUCUUUUUUGGGAAUGAAGAUUGAUACACUAUCUGGAAAGCUAGCAUAUUUUGUUGUAGAUAGCUUCACAAUAGGUUCUUGUUCCAUAAGGGUUAAAAGUGGAGAAGUGGCCAUAACAAACGAGACAUUGGAAGCUAUGUUUGGGCUUCCGAAUAAGGGUUUGGAUUUUAACACACUGGAUGAAUGUGAUAAGAAUGAUCCUUUGCUUGAAGCUUGGAAAGGACAAUAUAGGAAGGGAAAUUAUUAUAAUGGGAACUAUUUGAAAAAUAUAAAGAAAACAAAUGUUGCGGAUGAGUUGUUUAAGCUAAAUUUCUUGACGUUAUUCGUUAACACUUUUGCUGAAACAGAGACAAUGGGGUCUUGUAGAAUUAAUUUUAUUGAAAAGUUAAUUCAAUGCGAAGAUGUAUCAAGGAUUAACUGGUGUGAGUACAUAGUGGAUUGUUUAGGAAAAAGCAAGAAUAAAUGGAAGCCAAAUGACAAAAACUGCUACUUCACAGGACCUGUAGCGCUUCUAAUGAUGGCGUAUGUAGACAGAGUGAUAUGUGAAGAUGUGAAUUUGCGUAGGCAUAGGCCCUUCAUCAUAGAAAUUGAUUCAGAGCACCUUAGAGUGUUAGAAGAAUAUGAAGUAAGCAGGGGUGUAUUUGGAAAUCUAAGUUUAAGAGAAAAUUUGGAUGGUGUGUUUUAUGAUGCGAUGAUGAAUCAAGAUCAUUCAAAAGAUAGAUCAGUUGAGGAGAGUUGUGGGAUUAUUAAGAGUAUGGUAGGAAGGUUGGUUGAGCAGAAGCAUGUUGUAGAGGCAAGUAGUUUGAUGUGUAUGGAAAUGCAUCCGAAUAAUGAUAAAAUGAAGGCAGUGAUUAAGAAGGUUGUUGACAUCUUUAAUGGGACGACACUAAAAGCCUUAAUUGCUGAAGGGCAUGAAGAUAGAAUGAAGGUUGAUGGUAUGAGUGUGAAUGCAACAAACGGAGGACAAACAGAUGAGGAUAUGAACCAAAUGAUUACUAAUUUGACAAAUAAGAUGGUGGAGGAUUUACUUAAUGGACCAAAAGAUCAUUAUGAACCGAAUGUGGAUGCUUCAGAUCAUGGAAUGGAAGGAAUGUCCCCGACAAUUGUGAAGCCAACCGGUAUGUGCAAUGAUAAGGUUCUGUUUGAGCAUCAUGAUGGUACACAACAACAAAAUAUAGGAAUGGACGUUGUAAUGUACAAUGGGAAUUCUACUUUUGAUUCUCCUUGUAUAUUAACACCUGGUUGGAUAAAGCAAGCUGAUGAAAUAGAAAGGAAUAACUCUAAAAGGAGUAGUAUGUUUAAUAAUGAUUGUCCAUCGUUUGAAGCUAUACUUAAUGAAUGCGCAGAUGAGAUGAAUACUUCGAAAGGGAAUGAAGGAAAAGAUGAUGCAAUUGUGGAAUAG